UCGGUUGACGCACGGGUUUUUUGUUACGAUGUUGUUUAGUGAGAGUAGGAGAAUGAAAGAGGCAGUCAAUCCAAGGUGAAAUAAAGUUGGUGUUCAAGUAAUGGUUGUUUCUGGAAUUUUGCGUUGAAAAGCGAUCUUAACAUAUUGGCUUCAUCAUUUGUGAUCGUGUGUGAUACCGGACGGUGAGCGAAAACAGCCCAUUGAAUUCUCACUUAUGGCGAAGUCGAUGGUCCACUGUUGUUGAUCCAAUCAGACGCGUCCAUUUUGUGAAAGCAAAAUCUGCGCCGUACCUGACCGAUAAUCAGAAGAUACGUUUUUUCACGCAAAAUUCAUCAUCUUGGUCUGUGAUAUUAUCGAAAGUCGUGAAAGCAAUUUUUUAUUUUGUUGAUAAAUCAUCGAAACGUUGGAAUUACGAAUAAAAAACAAAACAGACUCAAAAUAUCGUAAACGCAAAGUGUGUCACUGUAACGUGAACCAGAGGCAAAUUUCGCAAUGGCACAGGCAAAGAAGACCAUCGAAAACAGCAAAGUUGCCGUACGAGGCAACGUUCGACCAGCCAGGUACGCCAAUUCAGCGAAGAAGGGUGGAUCCGCAUCGCCCAGCGGCGGUGAACCGACGACACCGAUCAGGCAGAGCCCGGUCGGUGGGGCGGCCAGCCCACAGGGAAGCUCGGGCCCAAGUCGCACGUCGCCGGGCCUCCUGGCCGGCCACUACGCCGGCUGCAAGUUCUCGGAGCCGCCACUCCCGUCGGCCCUGCCCCUGCCACCGCGCCACUGGACCCAAACGCCGCACAACGGCGGCGGCUGCGGCGGCUGCGGCGUCGUUCUACCGCUGUCCGUCGCCAAGUCCGAACAGCUGGACAUUGCCCAACAGUUGAAGGUGCUCCUAAAAGUGCAGGCUUGACCUGUCGGCCAACAAUCACCAAAUUGUAGAUACAACAAGAGACAUUUAUCUUUAUAUAUACUUUUACGAUGAGUGAAUAUAUUGCAAACAACAACAUGUAUUAAUCUUAAGAUGUUUUGGUCGCGAGUGAACACGACAAUACUGAAUCCCGAAGCCUUUUUACGCAACAAAUGAUACGAUACGAUAAGAAGGAAUGGCAUUGUUAUAUUUCUAGGAGAUUGUCCUGUUCAGCCGCACUGUGAUAUGCAAUCAUUUCUUUAACAAAACGACAAUGAUUGCUUUAGAUUGUAGAUAGUUUUAACAUUUACUUAAGUCUAUUUCUAAAUGUGAUUUUGUUCAACUGUUGAAAAUUGUAAAGAGUAUAAUUUGAGUUUGUAAUUGUGAGCAAUGCUCAAAUAAGUGUGAUAAAUGUUUAGUUUAUAAUAUCUGCAAUAGCAAAGCAGCAUUCAAUCAUGACGACGAGAUUGUCAACAACUGCUGUGAUGUCCAAAUUCGCCAACCGUUGGCCUGUACUGAUUUUUCUUUGGGCAUCGCCGACACUUGUUUACAGUUAAACUUGAGCUUUAAUUAAUUGUUAGAUUUAUAUCAAACAUAUUUGUCAAUUUUUAUCCAAAAGAAGCAGUAAUUAUAUUAUUAUAGUACAAAAACCACAAAAACGAAUGCUAUUUUGUUAUACACUCAGAGAAACAUAAUCUAAAUGGAUUCGUCAAUUAUGACGUGUAUUUUUGUUAAACGCAGUACAAAUGUAUAAUCACUAUUAAAUAAGAGGUAGACAUAAGAGUACCGAAUGUAUUCUUUCGUAAGUGCAUAGCUCCCGUGCAGAAUUGUGUGUAGUCUUUCAAAUAGCAUUUAAAGAGAAUCCAAACUAAUUACGUAUGUGUCAUAUUUAUUCUCUGAGCUACGCAUUUACGAAAUUUUUUGACAUCAUUGAAGGUAAUUUUUUGAGGAAUGGUCUUCCAAUAUGCCUCAGUUACAAUUGCAGUGAUGUGCAAUAUUACAAAUUUACGUUUUAUCAAAAUUUUGCUUAUUUUCAAAAUUUAGAGAUUCUAAUUUCUGUUAAAAAUAAUUAAUAAUUUUCAGUUCAUUUAUUUCUUUUCGUUAAAAACGCACAAAAUUUUCAAACUUACAGUUAUUUUCGUUCAAUAUUGGGGUUUUAGGAUCUCUAUUUUUUUAGUUUAGAACAUUUUAGUUUUAGAAUCUCGGAUCUCAUUGUUCACUUUAAAAACGUUGAGUCAUUUAACCAGCAAUAUGUAAAAAAUCAUUUAUAUAUAUAUAUACUAUAUAUUCAUCUCCAUCCUAAAAUCUGUGAUACCUAGAACCAUCAUCCUUUAACAACUCCUUUUUUCCCAAAUGCUAUACCUAUCCCAUCCAAAAUCCUUAUUCCUUCCCCUCUAUCCCAAAA
Messenger RNA from Aethina tumida (small hive beetle), 2305 nucleotides. RefSeq lists its product as uncharacterized. The transcript has 2 exons. NCBI's taxonomy places the organism in Eukaryota, Metazoa, Arthropoda, Insecta, Coleoptera, Nitidulidae. The record is from RefSeq and is a predicted model, not a curated record. Gene Ontology annotation, cellular component: nucleus. Bases 493 to 903 code for a protein of 136 amino acids.